Messenger RNA from Ruditapes philippinarum (Manila clam), 546 nucleotides. RefSeq lists its product as uncharacterized. Lineage: Eukaryota; Metazoa; Mollusca; Bivalvia; Venerida; Veneridae. The coding region runs from base 157 to 531 and encodes 124 amino acids. The transcript has 3 exons. The record is from RefSeq and is a predicted model, not a curated record.
UAAGGAAGUAACGGUAGUUACGACGGCAAUGUUAGCUCUCCACAUUUUUUUUUGUCCGCACGCGGCAACACAUGUAUGAUUUAUUCUCUAUCUACAAGCUGUGUGUAAGCGUGCGUGAGUUCAAUUUAGCUAGAUCUAUUUAUAUAAAAAUCUAAAAUGGAUAUCUUCUGGAUAUUUAUUUCUUGCAUAAUGGUCCUUGGCCUUUCAAAGAAAACAGACGCUGGAUGUGCACAAGAUCUCCAAAGUGCUCAACAGUUUCAAAUUUGUGUGAUGGGAUAUGGCAUGUUUAUCAUUAAUGCAGUUGAAAAGAUGGACCCUAAUGACCCGAACGCCAUGAUGAACUUAAUGUGCAGCACUGAAGGGAAGCAGAAAAUUGCAUGUGUAUUAACGGCCGUUGACACAUGUCCGGACCUGAUGAAAACCGGAAAUUAUGCAACCAUGCUUCAAAGUCUACAAACAGUGAAACAAAUGGGUGGUGUCGAAGGAAUGUGCAGCAUUAUACAAGGUGGGGUAAUUAUUAAAUAUGUUUAAUAUGUAAGAAAUUAU